UAUCUUAGCAACAGCCAUCUGUAGAUCUAGAACGCCGAAUCUAGAUCUAGAAUAAUAGAUCUAGAGUAAUCUAGACUCUAUAGAUUCAGAUCUAUAGUCUAUAGAUCUACUCCUAUCAUAAUCAUAGUCGAAAUAGUAGAUAUAGCGGCCUACAUUAUUAUAUCAUUAUUAUUAUUAUACACUUAUACAGAAGUAAACAUGAAUGAGGACAAAAAUAAUGAAACUGACAGAGCUAAAGUGACUUCUAAACUUGAUUUAGCUACAUCUAAUAAAAGCUCCAGUGGUAGUGAAGAUAAAGUAAAAAACAAUCAUUCAGUUAGGUCUGAUACCAAUAAGAAAAGUGGAGCAGCUACGGACAGACAUAAAAAAGUAAAACAAAGGCAAAGUCAAAUACCAAAAGAGCCAACACGAAUAACAUCCCAGCCAAAAGAUGCACAGGAAGCUCCAGCAUCUGAUGUUGAUCAAUCUGAUGUAUCUAACUUAAUCCCCCCCUCAGGAGAUGGAGACUUUGCUAAGCAAAAACCUAACUUUAAAAAACAGUUAACACCAGAUCUCCAUCACAAUGAUGAUAACACCAAUAAUUCAAGCCCUAUUCCUCAGUUACUUCCUCCUCCUGCCCCUCCUCCUCCAAAAAAAACUCAAAAUGGCAGUGAAAAGAAAGAAAUGAUUCCAAUAACUACAUCCGACCAUGUGAACCAUGAAAAAUCUGCUGGGAAAUUUAUCAUAGAGACUCAGGAUUUAUUGAGCCAAAAAAGAAAUCUGAGGAAAGUUAACAGAAGCUCUGAAUAUAAUCCAGUAACCUUGACCAGAAUGGAUAUGUUUGAAAAAGAAUAUGAGAAAUAUGGAACCUCACCACCAGAAUAUUUUCCUCUUCAUCUUGUUCGGACUGUAAUAACAAGCCAGAAUCUUUCAGCUGAUUUGGUUACUCUCAACUUCAAUGGCAUUGACCAAUUGACAGAUUACCUUUUUCCACUUUUAAUGGGUGGUGGCACUACUCCAAAUACAUACUUUGUCAGUCUAAAAAAACUGAAUCUUGUUGGGUGCAUUCACAUAACAGAUCAAGGAUUAAAAUGGAUAGCUAAAUUGUUUCCAGAAGUUCAAAUGAUUGAAAUUAAUGCCUGUAGAAAAGUAACAGAGAAAGGACUACAUGCCCUUUUUACAGGGUGUAAAAAUUUACAAAAUUUGGCAGCGAUGGCAGAUAGUGUCUCCACUAUACCUGAUUCUAUUAGUUUAACUAGAUUGUUUCAGGGGUCCUUUCAGUGGGCUGGGAAUCCAAUCAUUUCUGAAGGAAAAGAAUAUUCUUUGCAUAAAGGUGAGGCUUUAGAUUCCUUUCAGGAUCCUUUGAAGAAAAAAAUCAUUAUUUUAAGACAUGAUAGUGUUGCUGAGAGCGUUCUGUCCUAUAUUGACCAAAACAAAGACAAGAAACUUAAAUCAUUCAGUUAUACUGACAAGCUUAACAUACCUAGUGUAGAUGAGAGUCAGCAAAUUCUAUUCAACGUUUUAGAAAUGUCUGCUGAGAAUUCUUUAUUAGAUAGCAUCAUCUCAGAAGGUUCCAUUGUUAUGAUUGUGUACAGUUCCCCCACUGACACUGCUGAGCUAAUCCAGUUUGCUAAUCAGCUAGUGGACAUCAUGUCAUCAGCAGUGUUAAAGUGUGCUGAUAUUGUCAUUCUCUUAGUGGAAUUGGUCAAUGAUUCUUCAAAAGAAAAUGGUUUAAGAAAUCUCAUUAAAAUCAGAUUGGAUUAUCUUAAGGAAGCAUUGUAUAAUGCAACUUACCAUUUAUACAAAAGAAAUUGGCAUCUUGAAUGUUUAGAUUUUAAAGGACAGCAAAGUGUGUCCUGGGGAAUAGCUAGUCUUGAAGCUUUAGAAGAGUUGAGUGAGGAUGAAGGAAAGAAUGUAAAACUUAGAACUGUCAAAGUGACCAAGUCUAGCUUUCUUCAAGACAUUAAGAAGGCUCUAGCUGAAUGUGCAGUGUUAAUAAAGACAUUGGUCCCUUGGGUUCAUUGUGAUUGGUCUAUCAAGUUGAAUGAAACUAUUAGUAAGAUUCCCAAGGCUGGCGCUUCAACACAAUCAACAAUUUUUGAACAAACAGAUGAAAUAGCAAGAGCUCACCUGCAUAAGAGAUACUCCUAUCCCAGAUUGGGGAAAGUUCUCAAUUUGCUGCAUAACUGGGGAGAAGGUUUGUACAUUAGUCACCAGCACAACAGUUUGUGUGUCACAGAUUUAAAAGCAUAUGAGAAUCUUGUGCACAAUAUUUGUGACAUGAAGCCUCCUGACAUGGUAACAAUAAAAUGCCUAAAAAAAGGAAUGCCUAGCUGGUCAUUGGAGUCCCUAGGUGCUAAAAUAAAUGACAUGAAUUUAAUUGUAAAACCUUCUCAUGUAGUUUCAUUGAUGAAGCACCAAUCCUUAUUAUUAGAAGUUAAGAAUCAAUUAUUAGAGAAUGAAUCUGUCAAUAAAUCUGUUUAUAUCAGAUGGUCUGAUGUACCCAAUCUUCAUGAAUCACUUGAAUAUCUUUGGCCUGAACCCUGUCCUAAAUCAAGAAUUUUCCAAACUAACAGAUGCUACAAUUUUUUACCAACUUUACCACCAAGGUUCAUGCCUAAACUUCUUAGCACAAUUCUGAAAGUUUAUCAGCCACUUUGCAUAUGGAAAACUGGUUUUCUACUGAGACAAGGUCCAGUUGAUAUAAAAGCAUCUCUACAUAGAUAUAAAGGAGGAGAAUUUGACAGAACUGCUGUUCUAGUUGUGUCUGCAAGAGUUGUGGAUUUUCAUAAAAGUGCAACUUCUGAAAGUGGGGAAGAAACAUCGCCAUCAAGCCAGUACAUCAGACAUGUUAUGUUUGCUUGUUUGAGACAAGUUCUGCUUCUUGUUGAUAGUGUCUUUCAGAAAGUUAAAGUCUAUGGUUGUAUAACAUUACCUUGCCCAGAAUGUGCAGGUCACAGUACUGAAGGAAUAAUCAGCAUUGAUCAAACUUGGCAUCUGUUUUACUACAUUGGUGUUGCUCACAAACACAGACAUUGUAAGCAACAUCCUCAUGUGAACCCAGUUUAUUUAUGUGAUGCAAUGGAAGAUCUGGGAGAAGGCAGAGUUGUUCCACUUCAUAAUUAUCCUUACCACAUUGAUGCUGCAAAAGUAUAUGAAGAUAGAGUUAGAUCACGUCGACAUCGCCACCUGGAUCCACCAGAAAAAUGUUAUUACUGUGGGAGCCAGUUGGAUAUUCCAUGUUUACAUUGUCAUAUGUGCUUCAGAUGCACAGAACUCUUUGCUAAAUUUGCCAAGAUUGUUCAGCCUGGAUUCAUAACAUCCAAGUCUUUUAAAGUUCAGAAGUUCCAUGAUGGAGAGAUGCAAGAUGAUGAACGUAUAGUCAGCAACACCAAAGGUUCUGUAUAUUUUUAUAAAAAGGGUCACAGAAUGCAGUUGUUGCCAGUCAUGACUCCCUUCUAUUGGGAUGAAGUUUUUAUUACUAUCCUAAAGGGAGCUAACUUUUUUCUUCAUUUAACCUUUGGCACAGGCCAAAGAUUAGAAUACCAUGGCCUUGCAGGAGCAUUAGUUGAUCAACAUGGAGUAACUCAUCAAAAUGAAAUGUGGAAAAGCAGGGAUGCCAAUCUUGUCAACAUCAAAUUAGAAUCAGUUGAACUUGGUAAGAGAGUGAGAGUCUCCAUGUAUUUGAAAGGCUUGAAAGUGUUGAGUGAGGAGAUCAAUGGCUGGAACAUGAAACUGGACAUACAUUCAGAGAAAACUGGAGUUUAUGUCAUCAAUACACCUGGAAUAAAAAUGGGCUGGCAGUCUGAUGACAAUAAAUUUAUGACUGGAACUACAUUAGAAGUAUCAGAAGAUCCUAAGACAAUACACCAAGCUUUGAUUCUAGAGAAAUCUCCAGAAGGUUAUCUUACAUUAGAUAUGAAUAAUAAACAGAAACAGUAUGUUUACACAAGCCCACAGUUGAUACCCAUGGGUACAGCUUCAGCUUUACAGGCAACUCUAAGUAGCACAUUGCCAGCUGGUAUGACACAAGAAGGGUUGGAAAAUUUCAAAAGUCCAGUACCUUUGUGGUCAUUUUUAAAAUAUCAGGUCCCUUGUGAAUUUGAAAGUCUAUUGAGGAACAUUGAUGACAAACAGCUGAGUUAUCCCUGUAUAAAAAUGGAGUUUCCAUCAGUUUUAUAUAGCAAACAAGUUCAUCUGAGAGACAGCAUUGAAAAAAUUAUGUUUACAGAUGGUAGUUGGAACUUUCCCAUGACUGCUCUUCUCCUCUUACCUGCCAAUUUUUCAAAAGAAGAUCUUUUGGUGUGUUCUCAGAAAAGGCUUUCAAAUGGCUUUAAGUUACACCCACUGUGUUGCUUUAGAGCUGAUGUCAAUACCGUAAUGUCUGUAGGUCCAACAACUCCACAGCUAGAGACUUUAGAAUGCUUCCAUAAUGUUCACCUGGUGGAUAACUCAGGCUUUGAGCCAAAAAUUUUAAAGAAAGAAGAAGCUUCUGACACCAACAUAUCAACUUGGUUUGAUAUUUUUUUAAAAGAUCACAAAUCAAGCCUUGUAAUACUGUGGGCUUGGAUGAUUCUGUUACUACGGCUGCAGCAUGAUUCAUUAACACAAGUUAAUGAACUUAUAUCUCACAUACACAGUUCUGAAAGAUUGUCUCCUGUGGAGGUUACUGAAGGUGUAAAGCAAAUAGCACAUUUUUUAUCUCAAGUUAUGUAUUUAAAUCUUGGUAAAGAUUUUAAUUUUGCUCAGUCUUUAUCAGACAUGGCAGUAGAGCAUCUAAAGGCUCUUACAAGUUUGCAUGGAGAAAUGCAAGGCUUAGUCAAAAUGUCACCUCCGUUCCUCGAAGAGUUUUUACUAAUGUGUGAAUCUCAUCAAGCUAGUUGGCAAGUCAGCAAAAGUCUGAACCAAUUUUCCAGAAUCCCUGGAUCAUACUGCCAGUUUAUAUAUUCUUUGAAUCUCAGUGGAAACAAUUUGACAGACAUUCCUGCAGAUCUAUUCAUUUCUGCUAGAAACAUGAAAGAUAUAAGUUUUACUGAUAACAAGCUGGAGUUACUACCGCCUGAAAUAGAACACUGUAAACAGCUUAUGACUUUGUGUGUCUCAGGGAAUCACCUAAAAACUUUACCCAGCACUCUUCAGAACUGUCAAGAUUUAAGUCGCCUAGACAUCUCCAAGAAUAGUUUCCUUGAAUUUCCUGAAGUGGUUCUCAAGCUCAAGAAUUUGGUUCGCUUAUAUGCACAGCAUUUAUUAUUAAAAUCUCUUCCUGAGAAUAUUGGUGAUCUCUGCAAUCUUGAAAUUUUAGUGCUAAAUGGUAAUUGUCUGACAAGCUUGCCUUCCAGCUUGGGCAAGCUCCAACAACUAAAAGAUCUGUGUUUGAAUGGAGUCUGUUGGAUCAAAAGUCGCAGCAAUGGUUUGUUGUCUAAAGAUCAUUUUGAAGAAUUUUUGUCAAACAACAAUCUUCAUCCAUGGCUUGACAGACAUCUUCAGGAUAAAACAAACAUUUUUCAACUUUUUGAUGAGGAUACAAAUGGGACUCUUGACAGCAAAGAGAUCGGAAAGUUGAAUGCUAUAAUAUUUUAUAUUUUCCCUCGGUUUGGACAUCAAAGAAAAGAAGCACCUGAUGAUGAUACACCUUGUGGAUUUCCUGAAGUUAUAUUUGAGCUAAAAAAUCUCCAGUAUUUGUCAUUUCAGUAUCAGGGUAUAACACAGGUUCCUGAAGAUAUAAGAAAAUUAACUAAACUAACCACAUUACAUUUAGGAAACAAUCCAAAUUUGUUGACUAUUUCUGCACAUAUUGGAAGCUUGUCAUUGAAAAGACUUGAACUGGAAGCAUGCUCUCGACUUAAAACACCACCAAAAGAAAUUCGAGCAAAAGGUUUUGUCACCACUUUUGCUUAUCUAAAGCGACUGCUCACAGGCUCUGUAUCCUGCAAAAGAACCAAGCUUAUGCUUGUUGGAUUAGGAGGGGCAGGAAAAACUAGUCUUGUGAAGGCUCUUCUAAGUGACAACAAAAAAACACCACCUUCUGUUGAACAAGAAAUAACAGAUGGCAUUGAUAUUUGUCAUUGGACUGUGCCAACCAAUGAAGGAGAAAUCACUUACAAUGUAUGGGACUUUGCUGGACAGACUGUUUACUACAAUACUCAUCAAUUUUUCCUGUCAGACAGAGCAAUUUACUUUCUCUUGUGGAACAUUCGUUUAGGACACGAGCAUGCUGGAUUACAGUUCUGGCUUAAUUCUAUUUCAGUCCAUGCACCUAAAGCUCCUAUAUUUGUCAUUGGGACUCAUCUUGAUCAAAUGUCAAAAUUAGAACUGCCAAAAGAGGAGCUUCAGCAUCAGUAUAAUCAAAUCUGUGGCUUUCAUUUUGUGUCUUCAUACACAGGACAGGGCAUUCAAGAAUUGCAAGAUAGAAUGAUUGAAGUAACAUUACAGCAACAAUAUAUGGGAGAAAAAAUCCCUGGUGUCUGGCUCAGUUUUGAGGAAUCUAUUAAAAGUAUCACAGACAAAAAUGUAAUAGAAUACAAAGAACUUGAAAACAAGGCCAGUAGAUCUGGAAUAUUUGAGGCAACAGAAGUUGCUCAUGCUGUUCAGUUUCUUCAUGAACUUGGGUCUCUUCAACACUUUACUAAUACCAACUUAAAAUCUCAUGUAGUGAUCAGUCCACAGUGGCUGGUGGAUGUAAUGGCUUGUGUUGUCUCUGUCAAAGACUCUCAUAUCAAGGAUGGUAAAUUGAAUCACUCUGAUAUUAACACAUUGUGGAAAGACUAUGAUGUGUCACUACACAAGUGGCUGCUGAUGCUAACUGAAGAAUUUGAUUUGACUUUCCCAAUAAAGGAUUCACCUACACAUCUAGUGCCAUGUCUGCUUCCUGAAACUCAACCAGAGUUUGAGUGGCCAGAAAUUCAAAAAGAGGACUUAAAUAAAGAAACAAAAAUGGUUUACAGAUUUGAUUAUCUCCCUGCUGGACUUUUCAAUAGAGCACAGGUUAGACUGAACCAGUUCUGCGACAGCUCACUGAUAUGGAAGAAAGGAUCUUAUUUAAAGAAAAAUGGUCACAUCUGUUUAAUUCACCAAUCAAAAGAGUCUGAGGUAACUGUUAAAGCCCAUGGACCACGUCCAGAAAAUAUAGUUCUGCUAGUUCAUGAAGUCUUUGAGAUCCUGAUCUUAGAAUCAUUUCAAGGUAUCACCUAUGAUUUUUGUCUACCAUGUCCUGAUUGUCUCAGAUUGGCAACAAAGGAUCCUCAUUUGUUUCCUGCAUCUCUAAUCAGAAGAGCAACUGAACUGAAAUCUCCAUUUCUUCAAUGUCUCAAAUAUUUUCACACUGUUUCUAUCACAGACCUACAUGCCAUAAUGCCUCCUGUUAGCAGCAAGGAUUUUGAUCUCCAUCUUGUUCAAGCUAUAAGAGGAAUGAAAGAAUUGAAGCAGGAUUUGUUGGCAGAUGUGUUUCUGUCUUACUGUGAAGAAGAUUUAAACUCCAAGAUUGAAGUUUCACCUAACAGAAUCAUUGCAGACGUGAAAAAGUUGGGAUACAAAUGUUGGCACUCUAAAGAUAAAACUGAAUUUAUGGAUGAGAUGGCUAAGGCUCUUAUGGAUGCCAAGAUUUUUAUGGCUUUUAUUUCCAACAACUAUGUUGAGAAUGAGACCUGUUGUAACCUGUUUAGAUUUGCCAUACAGACUUUGAAGAAACCCAUUAUUCUUGUGGCUGUUGGGGACAAUAUGGAAUGGCAGCGCAGCAGCUUAGGCAUUCUGACUGCUGAUAUAUUGUAUGUGAACAUGACCCAGUCUAGCCGAUAUGGAUCAAAAAUACAAGAACUCACAGAAGCUUUGAGAAAAAAACAUCCAAUUCAUCAUGACAAUACAGAAGUGAGCAAGAGUUACCCUCCUUGUUUCAUAUCAUAUACUUGGAAAAAUUCAGCAAAAGCAGUAGCCAAAGGAUCCAGAACUACAGAAGGUGCUUUAGGGUUUGGAGAUCCACGAGAUAUUAAAAACUUUUUGGAAGACAAUGGCAUUGGUUGUUGGCUAGAUGAAGAAAGAGUUGGCCAGCAUGGUCUGUUUGAAGAUAUCGCUGAGGGACUACUGCAUAGCUCAGUAGUUGUGGUGUGCAUCUCUGAUCAGUAUGUCUUGUCAGACAAUUGUAAUAAAGAAUUUUGUUUUGCUGUAAAUGUACUUCAAGUCCCUGUGGUGCUAGCAGUUGUUGGCACUGGAGAUAAGUGGAGAACUACUGAGCUUGGCAUAAUGUCACUUAAACUUCCCUUGGUCAGCUUCCAAGAAAGGAGUGAUUGUGCUAUGGAUAAACUUUUAAAACUUGUUCAAGCUCAGCUUUCAGCUAGUAGCAAUAAGAGCAACAGAGAAAAGAUUAAGAGCAAAAGAAAACAAUCUGUUCAAGAACAGCAGAAACUUUCAUUUCAGGAGCUAUGUGAAUUGGCUCAGCGAAAAUUUGUGCGCCAAAUAAGUGAAUACAUAGAACAGCUAGAUUCUGGACCUUAUCCAAGCAUUAUUGUAAUUGAUUUCAGUUCCGAUACAAAAGGUCAGGAUGAGUUCAAAGAAGUCAAAAAAAAACAGCCAUAUUUGAGUGCUUCUGAUUUCCAUGAUCAGAAAUUUUGUGCUCAGUUACUUUGCGAGCAUGAAGAGGGCUGGCAUUUGUCUGGAAGUGCAUUACCUUUGGAUGAUGGCUUUGGACGUACUAUUGACCAGUACAUUCCAUAUUUAGCAAGAAUGACCCUCAUAGCCAAGUACAGCAAGAAGAUUGUUCUUAACUGUCUGACUACAAGAAAUGGACAGAUGUAUCUUAAGUGGCUAGAAGAGAAUCCAUCUGUCAAUGCAGAUUUUCAGUCUAGCUAUGUUUCUCUUAGGCAAGUCAUUUACAAUGCAGAUCCAAAAUAUCAAAUGGCAAAGCUGGAAAGGUGUCUAAUGCCUAGUGGUAAAUAUACCUGGCUUUGUGAAACACAUCGCAGAGCAGCCAGAGUGACAGUUGUACCAAGAGAAUCUGUUACGAACCUGUUACAUCAUCAGACUGACAUUCUAGGUAUUGAUUACAUGCUACAAGCAUUACAGGAGGUUGAGCCAAGUGGAUUACCUCAAAAACUGAGGAGAAAAGCAGAGACACUUAAAAACAGAGAUGGAGAUAAAGAAGUUAAUCAAUCAAAAAGAGUGUCAAGUCCAAAAGCAUUGGCUAAUCAAGCUAAACAAGAGCCGCAGCUUGAAUCUUCAAGGAAGCAUGAAGGUCAGCAGUUUAAAAGAAAUCAAGAACCAGAACCAAGACCAACUAGUAGAGCCUGCUACAUUAUGUAAUAUGUAAAUAUGACCUGAAUGCUUUAUUUAUUUGAAAAAAAAAUGCACAUUUUAAUAUGUAAAUAUAAAAAUAAAGUAAGAAGUAGUGAGUGACAGUAGACAACAAUAAGGACAUUACUAUUUUUA
Biomphalaria glabrata is the source of this 9396-nucleotide messenger RNA. RefSeq lists its product as uncharacterized. Lineage: Eukaryota; Metazoa; Mollusca; Gastropoda; Planorbidae. The transcript is spliced from 64 exons. The record is from RefSeq and is a predicted model, not a curated record. Bases 199 to 9270 code for a protein of 3023 amino acids. Gene Ontology annotation, biological process: signal transduction. Gene Ontology annotation, molecular function: protein binding; calcium ion binding.